AUGAGCGACACGUUCUGCCCGGACUGCAAGAAGCACACGGAGGUGGCCUUCGACCACUCGGCGGGGGACACGGUGUGCACCGAGUGCGGCCUCGUCCUCGAGGCGCACUCCGUCGACGAGACCUCCGAGUGGCGCACCUUCGCCAACGAGUCCAACGACAACGACCCCGUCCGCGUCGGCGGGCCCUCCAACCCGCUCCUCACCGACGGCGGCCUCUCCACCGUCAUCGCCAAGCCCAACGGCGCCCACGGCGACUUCCUCUCCUCCUCCCUCGGCCGCUGGCAGAACCGCGGCUCCAACCCCGACCGCUCCCUCAUCCUCGCCUUCCGCACCAUCGCAAACAUGGCCGACAGGUUGGGUCUUGUGGCUACUAUUAAGGACCGGGCCAAUGAAAUCUAUAAGAAGGUGGAAGAUCUCAAGUCUAUCAGGGGAAGAAAUCAAGAUGCUAUAUUAGCUGCUUGUCUGUAUAUUGCUUGUAGACAAGAAGAUCGUCCUAGGACUGUAAAAGAAAUUUGCUCAGUUGCCAAUGGAGCAACAAAGAAAGAGAUUGGUCGAGCAAAAGAGUUCAUAGUGAAACAACUGGAAGUUGAAAUGGGCCAAUCUAUGGAGAUGGGAACCAUCCAUGCUGGAGAUUUCCUGAGGCGUUUCUGUUCAACUCUUGGGAUGAACAAUACUGCUGUUAAAGCAGCUCAGGAGGCAGUUCAGCGCUCAGAGGAGCUUGAUAUAAGGAGGAGUCCUAUUUCAAUAGCGGCUGCUGUCAUUUAUAUGAUAACCCAGCUUUCAGAGGACAAAAAGCCGCUUAAAGAUAUCUCCUUGGCCACCGGAGUGGCAGAAGGCACCAUCAGGAAUUCGUACAAGGACCUGUACCCCUACGCCGCGAGGCUCAUCCCGAACUCGUACGCCAAGGAGGAAGACCUGAAGAACCUGUGCACACCAUAG
Triticum turgidum subsp. durum (durum wheat) is the source of this 939-nucleotide messenger RNA. The record is from the annotation of a GenBank genome assembly. Lineage: Eukaryota; Viridiplantae; Streptophyta; Magnoliopsida; Poales; Poaceae.